Molecule: messenger RNA, 4919 nt
Organism: Poecilia latipinna (sailfin molly)
Lineage: Eukaryota; Metazoa; Chordata; Actinopteri; Cyprinodontiformes; Poeciliidae
Product: spindlin-Z-like
Exons: 7
Coding region: 433-1218 (261 amino acids)
Biological process (GO): gamete generation
Source: RefSeq, a predicted model, not a curated record
GGCGCCAGACUUUCCCGCCCUCCCUCCAUCUUGGCGCAGCCAGCUUGACGCAGCGGAGCCUCAAACGGAGGCAGAGCGGAUCAAUCUGGAGCUUCGGCGGCUGAUUGGGAUCAUGCGGCAGCGCUGACCGCCGUGUCGAAAAUCUUCCUGCCAUUUCCAGUUUGAGUCCAACAGCUUGACGUCCCCCAUCCGCUCUCCAGUGUCCCCCAUCGGCCCCCAUUGGCCCCCAGCCUCCAGGCGUUAGACCAAUCCUGACCUGGAUGAGACGUCUCACCGGAUCCGACUAACUCCUGAUUCACCUCCUCCCUUCUCUCCCUUCCCCCCCCCCUUCCUCCUCCCUCCGUCCUCACCCCCCCGAUCUGAGUACUGACUCAAAGCAGUGUCCUGAUUGGCUGUCCUCCCCCCAGCACCGCUCCGCCCUCAGGUGGAUGAAUGAAGACUCCGUUUAAGAGCCCAGCGGCGCCGCGGCCCCGAGCGGAUGGGGGACAUUCAGGCGUCUCUGCAAACAUGAUGAAGAAGAAGAAUCCACACAAGAAGCAGAGGACCAGCGUCGGACCCAGUAAGACGUUGGUUCCGCCCAGGAGGAACAUUGUGGGCUGCCGGAUCCAGCACAUCUGGAAGGAGGGCAGUAAAUCGUCCCAGUGGAAGGGGACGGUUCUGGACCAGGUUCCGGUCAACCCGUCUCUCUACCUGAUCAAGUACGACGGCUUCGACUGCGUCUACGGCCUGGAGCUGUACGCCGACGAGCGCGUGGUCGGCCUGGAGGUUCUGCCCGACAGAGUGGCUCAGGCCCGGGUGAGCGACUCGCUGCUGGCGGAGACGAUGAUCGGGAAGGCAGUGGAGCACAUGUUUGAGACGGAGGACGGGCCGAAGGAGGAGUGGAGGGGGAUGGUUCUGGCCCGCGCCCCCAUCAUGACCACCUGGUUCUACAUCACCUACGAGAAGGACCCGGUUCUGUACAUGUACCAGCUGCUGGACGACUACAAGGAGGGCGACCUGCGCAUCAUGCCCGACUCCAACGAGAACGUGGCGGCGGAGCGGGAGCCGGGCGAGGUGGUGGACAGCCUGGUGGGGAAGCAGGUGGAGUACGCCAAGGAGGACGGCGGGAAGCGGUCGGGGAUGGUCAUCCACCAGGUGGAGGCCAAGCCCUCCGUCUACUUCAUCAAGUUCGACGACGACUUCCACAUCUACGUCUACGACCUGGUCAAGACGUCCUAAGGCCGGGGCGUCCAGACCGCAGCCGGACUCCGUAGCUCUUUGUUUCUAGAGACGCCUUAACGCGAAGGACGCGGCGCCAUCAGUCAUCGACUCUUCAACCGGACCAAACGGCUGGAACCCGUGUUGGGUUUCCAGAUUAUCGCGGCACAAGCAUCUGUCUUUACUAAGCUUCUCCUUCCUGUGACUCCAUCCGGAGGAACGUCUCGUUUCCUGACGGCCCUCUGGCCCUGGCGGGGCGUCUGAGCCCGACGGGCUGGGACAGCGUCGGGAACACGGAUCCGGACCGCUCUGCGAUGGGCAGAGAAAAGACAUUCCCUCUGAAAUUUGUGCCAAAUUGUUGAACUUUUCUAGAGCGUCACUCCAACCGGCUGGUUUCAGGGUUCCUGAAGCGUCACGUGAACAUCCGGAUUAUUCCGCAUUUAUACUGUAACGGUUUUCCACAUGCCCCGCCCCCUGUCUUCUAAAUGUGGACAAUCAUGACCUCAUAUCGGUAUAAACCCAGAUAACGGUGAAUCUUAGACCCUCUGGCGUUUUCAGGAUCUGCUUCUGGACCGAGGAACCUUCCAGAUUCCAGAGCCGACCCUGGAAGACGACAGAGAAGGUUUUCCCAACAAAUCCCUGGACUUCCUACGAGUCCCAUCCAGAGAUGAUCCGGAUCAACUGAUCCUGGAGUUCCCUGUAGAGUCUGUUGAUCCAAAUAUAAUCUGGAUCAAUGGAUCCUGGAGUUUCUGAUGGGGUUUGUUGGUCCAGAGAUGAUCUGGAUCAGUGGAUCCUGACGGAGUCGGUUGGUCCGGAUCAGUGGAUCCUGGGGUUCCUGUCGAUGACCCGAGUUGCUGCUGUUGUAGUUUACAGUGUUUUUCUUGUACAGUGAUCUUAUGUGGGACGUCUCGGUUCCUCCGUGUCGGUUUCGUUCCCAGUGGGUCCGGACUCGUGGACAGACUGGAUCUGUGGAUCGAGGCGCUCUGCAGCAUCCGGUCGGGUGUUUGAAGGAAGUCCUGCUCUUUUCUCUGAUGUAGCCCAUCUUCCUCCAACAGAAGCGCUAGCAGCCAUGUUGCCUGAUCCUCAUCUCAUGUGCCUGAAGGACGGAUCCAGACGUUCCUGCUGGCUGGGUUGGGAAGCGUCGCUCACGGCUCCGGCUUUCCUCUCUGUUGAAGCUUUUCCUGGUUUCAGGAUCUAGAUUUCUAAUCUGCUGAACGUCCAGUUCGUCCCAAAACCCAAAUGGUGUCCAGCGUCGCUUCUUCUUCUCCAGAUCUCCUCUGAACUAAAACACGGGUUUUAAUUUUGAUUCAAUGAAAAUCUGAAAAUACAGGAAUUCAAACGUUUUCUUUUUUUUGUUUAAAAUUCUAACUUUUUCCCUAAGAAUUUUGACUUUUUCUCUGAAUUCUCACUUUAAUCACAUUAUUCAGGUUUUUCCCCAGAAUUCUGACUUUAAUUUCUACCAGAAUUGCCUAAAUUGUUUUUGCGCCUUUCAGUCAAUCUUGUCUUAAAACUCGACUUAAACGACUUUGAAACCCAAAUUCUGAGAUUAUAGUCAGAAUCCCAGCUUUUCGUUUCAGUGGUUAUAAUUUUCUUGACAGAAAGCACAGGGACGUUUUGUUCAUGUUGAGAAACAAACUGCUGGUUGUAGAGCAGCUUGGAAACCUGGAGCUAAUCUGGUGGGAUGAGUGGAUUAACAUCAGGAUCUGGGGAUUAAAGUGGAUCUUUUUAACUAAUUGAAGUUGCAGAUGAUUUUUUUUCUAAGACUUGAUGUAUUGGAUCUUUAUAAAAACUGAUGUUCUGGAGUAAAGGAGCAGCUGAAUAAUCUCCUCUGUUGGGUUCAGGUCAGAUUAUUUCAGCUUUUUAUUUCCUGGAACUUAAAUGUACAUUCGGAGUUAUUUGUUAUUCUUUGGGAGUUUUUUAAGGAACAUGUCAGUUUUUUAAAGUUUUUCCUGACGGUUUCCAUUCAGGGCGACUGGAAUCUCGUUCCCACAGAUCAAAACCUUUUCAGGAAGCAUUGAUGGAUAAAUCUGGAUAAAUCGUGUCUUGGCUGAGGGGAUCGUUCUGUUUAAUUUCAGGAGUUUUUACUCCAGUUUCCAGAAUGUCUCAGCUUUCAUGAUUACAUUCAAAGUUACAUUUUGAUUCAUCACCUUUUUCAGAAUCACUUUCCACAUCAUAUUUUGUUCCAGAAUCAUGGAGUUUAGAGCAGGCGAUCAUUUUUUACUGUUUCUUGAAUACUUGAUGGUGCAGCGCCACCAUGUGGAGAACAGGUCGGUUUUAAACUGAUCCAGUCGCUCUGGAGGCACAAAUAUCAGCUACUGACUGAAACCGCAGAGGCUCUGCUGUGUGAGGCGUUAGUUUUCAGUUUUACGGUCCAGAUUCUAGAAAUCCAAAUACUUGUUUUGUAUUUCUAAAACAAUCACAGAUUUUUACUGUGAACAUUUUCUUCCAGAUUGUCAAAAAUGCACAUCAAAAUCAAGGCCAUAAUUUCAAAACUAGAGGUGGGACUCUACUAAAAUAUUUAAUGGCGUUAAUUAGAGGGACUGUCAUUAAUUAAUAAAACUACAUAUUGACAAAAUAAGCAACAUUUUCAAUUCAGAAACUUUUUUCUGCUGAAUAAACUGACAUCUGAGCUCCACAGCAAAUAUAGUUUUAUUCUGUUCAACCAUCAGAACGCUGAUAUUAGCGUUAGCCGCUACAUGGUUAGCACUGAGAUGCUACUUUAGCCUUAAAUAUCUUCACUCGUAUGCUAACUCCUUCUAACACAACAAUGGUCUAAUCCAGACUAAAUCUAAUCCCGACAGAAGCGCCUGUGUCCGCCACCACUGCUGCUAGCUUGUGCAUCAGUUUUAUAGGUGUACUAGAAAUGCGCAAAUACAAAGGUUCCUUCUGGAAUAUUUAUAUGUAAAAAAAUAAAAUUGUGUUAAAUUUUAAUCAAAAUCUUUUCUAUAUACUCAAAUUUUAUUUUAUUUUAUUACCCAUCUGGAUUUUCUAGAGAAUUCCUCUAACAGAUGCUACAUGUUGUAGUUUUAGGCAGAUGAAAUGUUGAUGGGAUUUAAGCAGCUCUUGAAACUGUAACUUUCCAGAACAUCGGGUCUGGAUAAAUCUGGAUCCAGAAAACAUCAGAUUUCCCAGGUGUUCACAUUUUCAGCUCCCCCAGAUUUAUUCGUCGUUUCCGGUUCUAGAGGGUAAAUGUAGAUUUAAAGCACCGCUCUGCUGCUCCACGAAGGUAAAUCAAGAUGAAUCUCCCCUGAUUCCGGUGACUCCAGGGUCGGAUUGAUGUGAUCCUCGUUAUUUUCCAGAAAACUCUGGAUCUGUUGUGUGAUUGGACGUGUGUGCUGUAGCGCCUCCUCUGUUCAGAUAGUGUUACUGCAUGCUGCUUUUCUCGCUCUGUGGAAACUGAUGUGUUGCAUGUUUGUAGGUUUCAGUUGUUCGGUUCUCUGUUGUGGCUUUUUGGUGCCUCUUGUUUCCUUUGGUUUGUUUUGUACCUUUAGCCCCCCCUGGUGGGCUGAAGAACUUAUGGGUUGUUGGAUAAAAUAAAAAUGAAGAAGAAAACCCAUCCCCGACCAGCGGAAUAGCAGGUUAGCAGGUGAACUUGUGAAGAUGUUGCAGAGGUGAUGGUGGCUGUAAAGUUGAUGUUUCAGAGUGCCAACUACAGAUGCCAGUGUUGUACAGCCGUGUAAAGCUCUAACUAUUUACAUGAAUAAAAACCUGUUUUUCAUACA